AUGCUGAAGAUGAUACAGCCGGCACUGCCUGAUCUGGCGGCGAUACCACUCAAACGAACCAAAUCCUCGUCCUUCAACAAAGCAGACACAAAGUCACAGCCGAUGGUCACUCACAAGGACAAGACCGUUGUCGCAUCUCCUGACGGGUCUCCUGCAUAUCCCCAGAAGUCAAGCUCGAGCACUGCAAGCAGCUCAACGCCACGUCCAAGUCGCAGAUCGACGCGUCCAAAUCAUGGCACCAUUUCCCGUCUUCCAUCACCCGACGUUGAAAAGGCCAAUGGCUCAAGCCAUACUACAAACUCACCAGACAGUGCCUUCCACAAGAACAUGCAAUCUGCAGGCUUCACCAUUGUUCGGCGACGAUCCACCCAGUCAGCACCAGCACCCCAGCCCAAGCAAAACCUGCAGGAGAAGCGGGCGCAGGCACCAGACCAUACCACCGGCUCCGGCUCUAGGUACAACGUCCUUCUAAUUGAAGAACUAGGACUAGACGCGGAGGACGUGGUUUCCGAGGGGACAGGGUCUGACACUUCACCACUGCCUGUAAUAGAACCAAACAAUACGACCGCGACCACAACCAACAAGAAGAAGAACCGGAAGACAAAGAAGCCCAAGAAGCGUCGCGCCGACAUUAAGGCGCCUGAGGGUCUAUGCGUCGCGGUCGCGUCGGACCGUCAUGACAAAGCGUCUGGGCCUUCGACGGCGGUACCUCAUCAAGAACAGAAUGCAAUAGAGGAAGACGAGGGAGAAGAAAAGAAGGACGAGAGAGCAAAGGGCCUUAUCAACACCAUAACACGGCCAGAGUACCUGUUCCUGAUCCUCUGGGUUGUGCUUGCGGAGAUUGCCAGGAGGGUGUUCGACGUUCAAAUUGGACAAGGUUAA
This is a messenger RNA of Cladophialophora yegresii CBS 114405, 882 nucleotides long. RefSeq lists its product as uncharacterized. Bases 1 to 882 code for a protein of 293 amino acids. The transcript has a single exon. The record is from RefSeq and is a predicted model, not a curated record. Lineage: Eukaryota; Fungi; Ascomycota; Eurotiomycetes; Chaetothyriales; Herpotrichiellaceae.